UGCAAGCUCCUUAUCUAUGGAGUUGGAAGAAGAAAGCCAAAGGAAGGAAACUGAAAAGAGAGCCAAAGGAAGAGAUAGAGAGAUGCUGAUGCUCCGUCAAUUUCAGAUCUCUACGUUUGAGCUCUUCCAAUCUCCGAAACAACCAGGGUGUUCUAGUUCAAGGAGUGUCCCUCUACCCAGAACUCGAUUUUACAGGAGCUCUGAUUUCAGAGCUAUGGCUGAUACGAGUGGCAAUGGUGGAACGAACGUAGGAAAACUUUAUCUGGGUAUGGAUUUUGGUACUUCUGGAGCUCGUUUUACAGUUAUUGAUGAACAAGGAGAAAUUAGAGCACAAGGGAAAAGAGAAUAUCCUCGUUUCAUGAGGGAAGAAAGCAUGGAUUGGGCAAGCUCAUGGAAAGCAACUCUUUUUUCGUUGCUAGAGGACAUUCCCAUUACUGUUCGCUCCCUCGUCUCUUCCAUUUCGCUUGAUGGAACUUCUGCAACAACUCUCAUCUUAAACAGUGAGAGUGGAGAAGUUCUGUGUCAGCCAUUUCUCUACAACCAGAGCUGUCCUGAUGCUUUGCCAGAGGUUAAGUCUAUAGCGCCAGCAAACCACACGGUCUGCUCUGGUUCCUCUACCCUCUGCAAACUCGUCUCAUGGUGGAACCUUAAGCUUCCGAAGAGAGAAUCAGCCGUGUUGCUGCAUCAGGCAGAUUGGUUGUUGUGGUUACUUCAUGGCAGACUCGGAGUGUCAGAUUACAAUAAUGCCCUGAAGGUAGGCUAUGAUCCUGAAAGUGAAUCAUAUCCGUCUUGGUUGCUAAGUCAACCUUAUUCUCACUUAUUACCUAUGGUGCAAGCUCCUGGAACGUCAAUAGGCAAUCUGAAAGAAAUCAUUAGAAGGCAAUUUGGAUUCCCAGAUGAUUGCAUUGUUUGCACCGGUACUACUGAUAGCAUAGCUGCAUUUCUUGCAGCACGUGCCACUGAACCUGGGAAAGCAGUAACUUCAUUGGGUUCGACCUUAGCCAUCAAACUUCUGAGCACCAAAAGGGUCGAUGAUGCGAGGUAUGGAGUCUACAGCCACCGUCUGGAUGACAAAUGGCUGGUCGGAGGAGCUUCCAACACUGGUGGAGCCAUUCUCAGACAGCUCUUUAGUGAUGAGCAGUUAGAGAGACUGAGCCGAGAAAUCGAUCCUACGGUCGCAUCUUCACUGGAUUACUAUCCUCUCCAGAGCAGCGGUGAAAGAUUUCCCGUGGCUGAUCCUAACUUGGCUCCCAGAUUACUUCCACGCCCAGAAAGCGAUGUUGAAUACUUACAUGGUAUCUUGGAAUCAAUCGCACGUAUUGAGGGGAAAGGCUACAAGUUGUUGAAAGAGAUGGGAGCAACGGAGGCUGAGGAAGUGUUGACAGCAGGAGGUGGUGCCAAGAACGACACGUGGAUAAAAAUUAGGGAGAGAGUGCUGGGUUUGCCUGUGAGCAAAGCCGUCCACACCGAAGCUUCCUAUGGAGCUUCUCUUCUUGCGUUGAAGGGCGCAAAACAGAACAAUGGUCUGUGAAAGACAAAAAAAACAUUUCUUAAGACCAGAGGAUGCCUGUGAAACAGAACACAUAUUUUAAGAACAGAGGAUGUUUCUGCUCUUUGUAAGGAGACAAAUGCAUGUGAAACAGAACACAUUUUCUUGCGGAAUUUUUUGCUCUUGUUAUGUAUAGUACUGUAGUAACAAAAUCACUUUUC
Eutrema salsugineum is the source of this 1710-nucleotide messenger RNA. Its product is annotated as xylulose kinase. The record is from RefSeq and is a predicted model, not a curated record. Gene Ontology annotation, biological process: xylulose metabolic process. Gene Ontology annotation, cellular component: cytosol. Gene Ontology annotation, molecular function: D-xylulokinase activity. NCBI's taxonomy places the organism in Eukaryota, Viridiplantae, Streptophyta, Magnoliopsida, Brassicales, Brassicaceae. The transcript has 9 exons. Bases 17 to 1531 code for a protein of 504 amino acids.